AUGGACAACUUUCAGCUGAAAUUGCACAACGACAGUAUAGUAAGUGUUUGUGUCCAUCGAUAUUUACUGUUUUUCCAGCUCCACAGCUGCCGCAAUCUUCAUACCAUCUCAUGUGACCUCGUUCUGAACGCAUUGCUGCACUCUCCGGAGCGCCACUUAGACAAACGUAUCGCUGCAGAGACCGAAGUGGCUAAUGCGUUAGCGAAGCAUCGUCAAGAUAUAGCUGCGUUUGAGAACGUACUUUACCCCAAGGCCGGCAGUGCCGAUAAGGUGAAAGAACCUAAGCCUGAAAAUUAG
Messenger RNA from Babesia sp. Xinjiang, 297 nucleotides. RefSeq lists its product as uncharacterized. The record is from RefSeq and is a predicted model, not a curated record. Bases 1 to 297 code for a protein of 98 amino acids. Lineage: Eukaryota; Apicomplexa; Aconoidasida; Piroplasmida; Babesiidae. The transcript has a single exon.